UUUCUUAAUGAUAAUUGACAAACACAUCAAAUUAAAUAGAAAUCAAAAGCAGUGGAAGAACACUAAUGAGUUAACGAUACUUGCAAAGGAUUGACCGUUUGAAUUGAAGCCAUCUAAGGUCAACCUUUAAUCAACUGAUUUUCUUAUAUAAAAGCGUCUGCCGAAUGUCUAAGUCAUAAAGAACCAAAAUGUCCCGUAUUGCUAUCCUCUGCGUUGCAGCGUUCCUAGUCCAGGCCAUUUCCGCCGAGCAAUGUGGCGAUAACGAGAGCUACGUGCAAACGAACGGGUGCGAGCCUUCGUGCCGAUUUCUCGUAAUUGAUUUCCCCUGCGCCGCCGCCCCUCACAUGGCGUGCCAAUGUGACAGCGGUUUCGUACGGAGGGAAUCAAAAGGUCCGUGCAUUAAGCCGGAGGACUGUCCGAAAUGAAUUGAAUCGAUAAGGUAGUUGUUUGUAUACUUGAAUUUUAAUAAAAGUAAAGAUGGUUUGUCUGAUAACAGUC
Molecule: messenger RNA, 498 nt
Organism: Photinus pyralis (common eastern firefly)
Lineage: Eukaryota; Metazoa; Arthropoda; Insecta; Coleoptera; Lampyridae
Product: trypsin inhibitor-like
Exons: 2
Coding region: 189-425 (78 amino acids)
Source: RefSeq, a predicted model, not a curated record